Anopheles moucheti is the source of this 1778-nucleotide messenger RNA. RefSeq lists its product as uncharacterized. The record is from RefSeq and is a predicted model, not a curated record. The transcript has 5 exons. Lineage: Eukaryota; Metazoa; Arthropoda; Insecta; Diptera; Culicidae. Gene Ontology annotation, biological process: septate junction assembly. Bases 183 to 812 code for a protein of 209 amino acids.
UCGGAAGUCAGUCAGUCACUCGCAAGUGGUCGUAGACGCAGCGGGACCUAAUCAUACUCCAAAAGGAGUACUCGUGCUAGUGUCCUCUAAAUUAAGUUCUCUAGUGUCGUGUCGUACUGCUCAACGGUUGCGUAGUCGACAACCACACCCCAAACAAAAACAAAAACCACACGAGAAUUACCAUGGGCAAUUCGAAACUUUCACGCAAUCAAAAGAAAGACGAAAGUCAAAAGGUGGAAGAGGGUGCAACGGAAGUUCCACCGCCGAAAUCUUCAAAAAACGAAAUCUCACGUCUUACGAUGGCUAGCGCAGAACAUGGAGCGGAUCAAGCUGAUCGUGGCAUGCGCAAGGAGUACUUCAACAGCAGUGGAGCGGGCAAGUUUUUGCCUCCGGUUUUGAAACUUCUCGAGCUGGCUGUCGCAAUCGUUUGCAUCGGACUGAUCGAUGAUCCGGCCCACAAAACACGGCUUCGCGUGUUCGUCUCAUCGCGCACGGUGGCGCUGGCUUACGCCACCUUCGCCAUAUUUUUGGUAUUCUCCGUGGUCUAUCUGUUCGGAAAGGUUAUACGAGACAACUUCCCGUGGAAACUGAGCUCGCUUCUGAACUUGACCGGUUUCAUCUUAUACUUAGCGACAGCGGCCUGCAUUCUGAGCGAUUGGUCCGAGACGAAAAACCGCAACUAUUGGCCCCCGAACACGCAAAGAAUGGAUUUUCUAUGCGGUGCUGGUUCGGUUGCAGUGGUUGGUGCGUUGUUCUACCUGAUCGACCUGAUCGUCACCGUGCGUCUAGGCAUGAAGGGUGAAAUUGAGUAAACAAAGCUCAAAAGAAACUUUUUUUUAAACAUAAUAUCAUAUCCUAGGCUACACAUUUUGUCGUAAAAUUCUUCCAUCCCUUAGAUGUUAAGCUUAUAACGUUACAUGUUAUUUUCUUUUUUCGAAACUCCCUGUAUAUAUCGAGAUACGAGCUAUGCAAGCCAAACUACCGUUUAGCCACAUUUUCCGGUUGUGAUUAGUGCUGGAAAAUCAAACACAAACACCAUUAGCUCGACCCAGUGACAAGAUCGUCCAAAAGCAUUUUAACCAAUUUCCGUCCACAAAAAUGAUAUCACUCAACAAAGUUUAACCUUCAUUAGCUUGAUCACCUGCGAGAGCGUGCUAUAAAAUUCUUUAUCGAUUAUCGGAUCAAUCAAACACUGUUCAAUCAAUCAAUCGAACUAACUGUUCAAACAUUUCUCUGCUGUUAUGAAGAGAAAUCACGAUACAAUUUAACAAGCAAAUUCUAAUCUCGUUCGAAUCUUUUCUGAAUCUCUCACCAUCCGUAUUACAAUCAUCAAAUGGCAUUUGAGAUGUGUGAAUGAACUAAUCUACCAAAUAUUAGAACGUAAGAAAUCGUAAUGGGUUUGUCGAAACCCGUAAAUACUGUUUACGUUUUCUAGAAUCUUUAUUUAUGUUUAACUUCCACCACCAUAGAAUAGUAAGAUUCAUUUUAAUUCGUAACCCAUAAGCAUCAACAUACUGCAAACUUUUCCUUCUCAAUCAGUAACUUUAUCUGAUAAAACAGAAGAAUGGUGAGCAGUGUAAGCGACAGCGAGUGUUUUUUCUCUUCAAAAGCCAUACUUUAAAUUACUUUAAAUAAUGGAAUAAGAUGCAAGUGAGUGUCCUCUUGUACAAAUUAAGUUUUCAGUAUAAUUUGAUUAUAAAUAAUGCCCACUAUAAUGUGCGUAUAAAACAUUUUUCUUCUUCGAACCCACAUUGAAAUUUCUAAUAAAUACAUAUUUG